Molecule: messenger RNA, 1343 nt
Organism: Orussus abietinus
Lineage: Eukaryota; Metazoa; Arthropoda; Insecta; Hymenoptera; Orussidae
Gene: p53
Product: cellular tumor antigen p53
Exons: 3
Coding region: 132-1196 (354 amino acids)
Biological process (GO): regulation of transcription by RNA polymerase II; apoptotic process
Cellular component (GO): nucleus
Molecular function (GO): DNA-binding transcription factor activity, RNA polymerase II-specific; RNA polymerase II cis-regulatory region sequence-specific DNA binding
Source: RefSeq, a predicted model, not a curated record
CUCCAGUCUAUAACUAUCUGUUGUCUAUGGUUACAACUGAACUCAAUUCUGCCGCCAGUUAUUAGGAGCUUUUGUUAAGUUUAUAGUAAUUAUUUAAGUAAGACAAAAUUAAAACGCAGCAUCUGUAAGAGAUGACUCAUGUCAAUAAAUGUCCUGAAGCAAAUGCAGCAAUAUUUGGCGAAGAUGUUUAUCUUCAGAACUUCAACAUGGAUAGUUUGCUUCCAUUUGAUAACAUGGAAGAGCCAGAGAGAAAGUGUGAUAUGACAAUGCUGUAUCAGUACCAUCGCGAUGUAAUUCAAAAUUUACAUCUUCAAUCCAUGCAGUCACAGCAGCAGCAAAAUCAAAGCAACAAUCUAGAAAAGAUUCCACCAGACAUGUCAAUUCCAAGCAGAGAUGAGUUUCCUGGAAAUUUAAAUUUUCAACUGUUGCUAAAUAACCAAAUGGCAGGAAAAUAUUGGGUGUACUCGCCAACGUUGUCAAAGGUCUUCAUCAAUAUGGAACAAACACUACCAUUAACGUUUAAAUGGGAACCACCGCAAGAAGGUCUGUGGUUACGAGCUGUAAUGAUGUUCAGCCUUGAGCAGUAUAGAAGUGAUCCAGUCCACAGAUGUCUUAAUCAUAUGGCAGCAACCGACAGAAGUAACAUAAAUAUUGAUAACAGACAAAUUAGGCAUGUUUUCCGUUGUUUGAACCCAGCAAGCAUGUAUGAAGAUCGUGGAGGUCACCUUUCUGUUAUUGCUCCACUUGGCUUACCUCAAGCUGGGUCACAGCACGUUCCCAUGCAUUUUCAAUUCUUCUGUAAGAAUAGUUGUACGUCGGGUAUGAAUAGAAGGCCCACUGAACUGAUAUUUACUUUAGAAAAUGACGAAGGUAGAGUAUUAGGAAGACGUAGGUUAGGAGUGCGUAUAUGCAGUUGUCCAAAACGUGAUAAAGAAAAAGAAGAGGCUGAAGCUCGAUAUGCCUCGCAAAAACCAGGUUCAAAGAAAAGGAAACUGUCAAUUCCUCCAGGAAAAAAGUUAAUGGUACCGCAUACGGACUUGCAUCCUCAAACCGUUCAGUUCAGUGUGCCAGGAAAAGAAUUAUAUCAAGCAGUAAUGACAGCAGCUUACAAUAUCUUAGCAGGACAUGCUGUGCGAAGUGGACAGUUUGAUUUUUUCAAACCGUACAUGGAUGAAAUAGUACACAAGAUGCAAUAACAUAUGUCGAUAAGUUUUCUUUUAGAUAUUAGUAUAUGUUUUUUUACUUCAACUUAAUCUUAUGUUAUCAACAAGUUACUUUAGUAUUAUAUUUUAAACAAGAAGUUUUAGUCCAACAGUUUUAGUUACGUUUUACAAAUUUUUUCU